This is a messenger RNA of Verticillium nonalfalfae, 1419 nucleotides long. RefSeq lists its product as uncharacterized. Gene Ontology annotation, biological process: proteolysis. The coding region runs from base 1 to 1419 and encodes 472 amino acids. Lineage: Eukaryota; Fungi; Ascomycota; Sordariomycetes; Glomerellales; Plectosphaerellaceae. The transcript is spliced from 2 exons. The record is from RefSeq and is a predicted model, not a curated record. Gene Ontology annotation, molecular function: aspartic-type endopeptidase activity.
AUGAGGACAAUACCAAUAUGGGUUCUCUCCUCCAUACUGCUGUCUUCGACUGGCGAGGCCGUCGCAUUACGGAAGAGAGACGGCAGUCCCGCCCGGGUCAUCGGUUUCGACUUGGAAAGCAAGAUCAUCCAGGCUCCAAACGACAAGAAUAGCAUGCGGCGGAGAAAUACUGUUACAGCUUCAUUAGACAACCUGCAAACCCUGUACUUUGUCAACGCCACUCUCGGCAACCCUCCCCAGCCGUUCCGCCUGCAUCUGGAUACAGGCAGCAGUGACCUCUGGGUCAACACCGCCAGCUCACAGCUCUGUCAGGAGGUCCCUAAUCCUUGUGCCCUAUCGGGCAUGUACGCUGCCAAUCAGUCGUCAUCAUACAACUAUCUCGGCAGCUAUUUCAACAUCUCCUACGUCGACGGGUCCGGCGCCACGGGUGACUACGUGACUGACGAUUUCAACAUUGGCGGCACCGUGCUCACUGAUUUCCAGUUUGGUAUCGGCUAUGAGAGCUCAGCUGCGCAGGGCAUUCUGGGUGUCGGCUAUCCCAUGAAUGAGGUCCAGGUCGGCCGAGCAGGGAUGGAUCCGUAUGACAACAUUGCGGCCAAGAUGAAAGCGCAAGGUCUUAUUCAGUCCAACGCCUUCAGUCUGUACCUCAACAGCCUCAGCGCUUCAACCGGCAGCAUCCUGUUCGGCGGUGUGGAUACGGAGCACUUUGUUGGCGAGCUUCAGACACUCCCCAUUCAGAUGCAUGCCGACAUCCACUCCGAGUUCCUUGUGACGCUGACCGAUGUGACUCUUGGUUCUACCACCAUGGGCUCCGACCUGGCCAUUGCCGUCCUCCUCGACUCGGGAUCGUCCCUCUCCUACCUGCCGGACGCCAUGGUCAAGGAGAUUUACUCGAUGGUCGGUGCCGUCUACCAAGAAGAGCAAGCGGUCGCUUUCGUGCCCUGCGCGCUCCGCCAGUCCCCGGCCAACAUGACCUUCACCUUCUCCAAGCCGAAAAUCACCGUGCCCAUCAGCGAGCUUGUUCUCGACCUCUUCAAGAUUACGGGCCGUCAGCCUACGUUCUCGAACGGCGCGCCCGCCUGCCUCUUCGGGCUCGCCCCAGCAGGUGCGGGCACUCAUGUCCUGGGCGACACUUUUAUGCGCUCCGCCUACAUUGUGUAUGACAUGGAAAACAACGAAAUCUCGCUGGCGCAGACGCGUUUCAACGCGACGAGAUCCAACAUUUUGGAGAUUGGCACGGGCCGCAGCUCGGUGCCGUCGGCCAUCACGGUUGCAGAGCCGGUGGCUGCCACGCAUGGACUCCGCGGUGGAGGCGCCGCGGCCGCGCAGAGCGCGGCGUAUGCAUUGACACCACUGGCUGGGCCAUUUCUGGCUGGCGUCAUCAGUGGGAUCGUUGGGUUUGUGUCAUUUUUUAUGUGA